Molecule: messenger RNA, 966 nt
Organism: Triticum turgidum subsp. durum (durum wheat)
Lineage: Eukaryota; Viridiplantae; Streptophyta; Magnoliopsida; Poales; Poaceae
Source: the annotation of a GenBank genome assembly
AUGCUCGUGCACGUCCAGGCUCCCGGGAUGACCAAGAUCAUGGCGGCAGGUGGCGACACGUCGUGCGCGCCCGUGGACCUUGUGACAGUUCUUGACGUCGGUGGCAGCAUGAGAGGGUACAAGUUGGCGCUGCUGAAGCAGGCCAUGCGGGUCGUCAUCGCCAAUCUCGGCCCUGAUGACCGCCUCUCCGUCGUGUCCUUCUCCUCCGUGGCGCGCCGCCGAACCAAGCUCACGCGCAUGUCAGAGACCGGGAAGGCCUUGUCCGUGAGCGCCGUGGAGUCCCUCAUGGCGGGCGGCGGCACCAACAUUGCUGAGGGGCUCCGUGUGGCAGCCAUGGUACUCGACCAACGUCGGCACAGGAACGCCGUCUCUAGCGUCCUGCUCCUCUCCGACGGCCCAGGGCCGUCCAGCGUCCAGGCCAACAAUUACGAGGAGCUCAUCCCGCCCGUCUUCGCGCACACGGGCGUUGACUGUGAAUGGUCAACACCGAUCCACAGGUUCGGCUUCGGCAACGACCACGACGCGGCCGCGAUGCACGUCAUCGCCGAGGCGACGGGCGGCACGUUCUCAUUCAUCGAGAACGAGGCGGUGAUCGAGGACGCGUUCACCCAGUGCAUCGGCAGGCAGCUCUCUGUCAUGGUCCAGGAGGCUCGCAUCGCCGUCGCGUGCGUGCACGCCGGGGUCCGCGUCAUGUCGGUCAAGUCUGGCAGUUAUGAGAGCCGCAUCGACGAGGACGGCCGCGCCGCCACGGUCUGGAUCGGGGAACUCUACGCCGAGGAGGAGAGGCGUUUCUUGCUGUCUCUGGCCGUGCCAAGAGCUGAAGCAACAAACGGCGACACCGCUACUCUGGUGAAAGUGGUGUUCAGCUACAGAAACGCGGCGACCGGCGCGGGCGUGAGCGUGACAACGGAGACACAGUGGUGGCGAGGCCGGAGCACGCGCCGAACGCAUCGGAGCGGUCGGUAG